Messenger RNA from Sphaeroforma arctica JP610, 839 nucleotides. RefSeq lists its product as hypothetical. The transcript has 3 exons. The record is from RefSeq and is a predicted model, not a curated record. NCBI's taxonomy places the organism in Eukaryota, Ichthyosporea, Ichthyophonida. Bases 35 to 235 code for a protein of 66 amino acids.
GGCGCAGAGGGACCAGGAUAAGAAAAUAUUGAAUAUGAAUACCACUAUACUAGACGAACCCACGAGACGAAAGCAAUUCCUAAUGUUCUUCACAUCAAUGGCCAAAAAAAUGGGCUUUCCCGCCGAAAUGACAGAAGAGCAAAGACAAAUGGCUGCUAAUGGGGCCAGAGAAAUGCUGAGUAGUCGUGCCAAUGCCUUCAAAGCCGGAAGACCUGUUAGCGACUACUUCCUGUGAUUGGACGGUUUCGCCGAACUUCCUGGUGAACGCUAGAAUUACACUAGAGAUCCCUUAAUAUAUUGCAGAGUCGCUCUAGGCUGAAUCGGGUACUUCUGCUUUGAGACUAUAUGAGAAAACGAAACAGUCUAUCUUCACCAGAAGCGUGUACAAUAAUCAUAUGUGGACGAUGAGUUGCUUGCCUUCAACGAAGCGGAAACACUGCAGAGCCGACGCGCUGAACGUGUCGGGCAGUGCAGCGACCGCACCGAAAUGCUCCACUACUCGUGCUCGUGGUCGGGGCCGAGUUUGCCGAGCGGCGUGACGGGUUUUGAGACUGUAUCGGCGUCAGUGUCGGUGUCAAGUUUGGUGUUGGGUGUACGAACAGGUGUCUCGCUUGGGCAUGAGCGGGUCCAACCUUGCCUUUCUCGAGUGACAUUUAGAAAUAUCUGUUGUCAGGGAUGAACAUGGCCACUUGAUAUUGAGACCAGUACAUUACAUACGUAUGCGUUUGUUGUUAUCGCGGCGAUGUAGUUCAAUCUGCACUACAGACUCUCCAUUCACAUCAAUAAAUCGGGUCGAACCCCCAAAUCCGUUUGAUAUGCAUUAUGGCAUAAGCGGAGCC